Strongyloides ratti is the source of this 714-nucleotide messenger RNA. RefSeq lists its product as hypothetical. Bases 1 to 714 code for a protein of 237 amino acids. NCBI's taxonomy places the organism in Eukaryota, Metazoa, Nematoda, Chromadorea, Rhabditida, Strongyloididae. The record is from RefSeq and is a predicted model, not a curated record. The transcript is spliced from 4 exons.
AUGCUUUUUUUUAUAAAUUAUAUAUUAUAUAAUAAUAUUAUAAAAUAUACUAAUACUGUUAUGAAUUUUCAAUAUUAUUUAACAAAAAAAAACAUUUAUAUACGUAUAUUUUUUAUCUUUUUGGCGAUAUCAUUUUUCUGGUAUAUGUAUAUCGCAAAAAAUAAGCAAACAUCUGAAUACAUUAUAUUACAUGGAAAAAAUAACCGAUGUUUACAACAACAGGAGUCUUUACUUCUUCAAUUACAACUAAUGCAAGAAUAUAAGUCAAAGAUAGAAAUAGAAUUCAAAAAUAUUAAAGAACAGACAUCAAGAGAACUCAAUAAAGUGAUGACGCAAUUAAAAAAAGCAUCUGAUGAACGGGAUAAUUAUAGGAAUAAAUAUUUGUUAUGUAAUAAGAGUGAGAAAUUAACUGAAAUGUCAAAUAAAAGUACAAUACAAGAAAAUUUAAAUGCGAAAAUAAACAGUUUGAAAGAAAAAAUUAUUAAUUAUGAAGAAAACAAAAAUAAAAAUAACAAACAAUUAGAUAUAAUAAAUGGCACUUUAUCACAAACACAGAAACAGCUUGAUAAAUGUAUAACAGAUCUUAAUUUAUCACUACAACAAUAUAAUAUGUUAAAGGUAAUUUUUUUUUUAUUAUUUAAUAUUUUUUAUAUUUCUUAUUCAAAUCUAUUUAACUCUACUUGCUUUUUUUGUCCCAAUAAUUGUUCUGUAUAA